Molecule: messenger RNA, 1537 nt
Organism: Talpa occidentalis (Iberian mole)
Lineage: Eukaryota; Metazoa; Chordata; Mammalia; Eulipotyphla; Talpidae
Gene: NME5
Product: NME/NM23 family member 5
Exons: 6
Coding region: 794-1432 (212 amino acids)
Biological process (GO): UTP biosynthetic process; CTP biosynthetic process; negative regulation of oxidative stress-induced intrinsic apoptotic signaling pathway
Molecular function (GO): nucleoside diphosphate kinase activity
Source: RefSeq, a predicted model, not a curated record
CCAGCCAGACAAAGAAAACCUGCUUUGUUAAUCUGGACCUGCUGCUAUGACCUUUUCUGGAAUUUGGACUGCUCAUUGAGAUUCUAACCCAUAGAAGAGCCCCAAUAUUUGUUUACCACUGCUUUCUUGUCUCUCCUAGUAAGAAUAAUGCCUGACUCACAACCAGGAAGUCACAGGUGCCUAUGGACAUAAUAUAAAGAAAAUAGGGAAAGCUGAGAUUUGAGGUUAUGCCAUAAAUGUUUCCCUCCUUUUCCCCCAUAGGCUUAAUUUAGAAAUAACUAGAUUAAACCUUCUAUUACAACUUUAUAAAUAAAUGUUUUUUCCACAAGUUCAAGAUUGCUUUUUAAUUAUUACAGAAGUUGGGACUAGAUAGGAUAGUAUCUGGUCAAAUGAGGAAAGUAUUUGGCAUGGAUUUCCUUGCAUUCUGAAAGGGAAUGGUAUGGAAUGAGGAGAGUCUAUACGAUUCAUCUUACCGUUUAUAAAAUGGAGAAAACUGAAGCUCCCUUCAAAUGAGUAGGAGGAUGAAAUAAGAUAAAUCAUGAGGAAAAUAUCAGAAAUUGUCUAGUGCUUUUAGAUUCCCAAGAGGAAGAAAACCGAUGGUGCCUGGUUCCCUUUCCUGUUUAAAAAGAUAAAAGACCAGAGGCUGUGAAACGCUCUGCUUGGAUUGGCCCUCUGUAGCCACCGUCCCUAAGCUGGGCUUCAUGUCUCCUAGCAACAAGCUGUGGUCGCACUGAAGGGGCUAGUGCCCAGCUGAUACCUGUCAAGAAACUUAAAUUGUACCGGAAAAGUCCAAAUGGAGCUGUCAAUGCCCCCACCUCAGAUCUAUGUAGAAAAAACUCUGGCCAUUAUCAAACCAGAUAUUGUUGACAAAGAGGAAGAGAUACGAGAUAUUAUUCUCAGAUCUGGAUUCACCAUAGUUCAGAGAAGAAAACUGCAACUUAGCCCUGAGCACUGUAGUAACUUUUAUGUGGAACAAUAUGGGAAAAUGUUUUUCCCCAAUUUAACAGCUUACAUGAGUUCUGGACCACUUGUUGCCAUGAUAUUAGCUAGACAUAAAGCCAUCUCCUAUUGGAAAGAACUUUUGGGACCAAGUAAUAGCUUAGUAGCUAAGGAGACACACCCAGACAGUCUAAGGGCAAUCUAUGGCACAGAUGACCUAAGGAAUGCACUUCAUGGGAGUAAUGAUUUUGCAGCAGCAGAAAGAGAAAUUCGGUUCAUGUUUCCUGAAGUGAUUGUUGAGCCCAUUCCAGUUGGACAGGCUGCUAAGGACUAUUUAAAUUUGUAUGUAACACCAACUCUGCUAAAAGGACUCACAGAGCUUUGUAAGCAAAAGCCAGCAGAUCCUUAUAUUUGGCUAGCUGAUUGGUUGCUGAAAAAUAAUCCCAACAAACCUAAACUUUGUCACCAUCCAGUUACAGAAGAAUCUUAUUAAAGUCUUCAAAGAACAGAUCAUGAUAUAGCUUAUAAAAAGCAUACAUAUACUUUUAAAAAAUCAUAUUUCCUUAGGGUUUAAGUAACUAUAUGUGAAAUAAAUUAU